Cylicocyclus nassatus is the source of this 1603-nucleotide messenger RNA. The record is from the annotation of a GenBank genome assembly. NCBI's taxonomy places the organism in Eukaryota, Metazoa, Nematoda, Chromadorea, Rhabditida, Strongylidae.
AUGUCCGUCUCGUCUGGUGAAUAUUGGCUGAUAUCAGCACCCGGCGAGAAAGGUGCCAACGAUGCUUGGGAUAAGCUGAACCGAUCCACCUCAAAUCUCUCAAGCAAUUCGAAGUUCAACAUUCCUGAUUUAAAAGUUGGCACCCUUGAUCAACUUGUUGGGCUGUCUGAUGAUCUUGCCAAGCUUGAUUCGACUGCAGAAGGUGUGACAAGAAAGCUUGUCCAGUAUUUUGGUGACGUCCUCGAGGAUGACCGAAGCAAGCUGGCUGAAAAUCUGCUUAUAAAUAACAAGGACAUCAAAACUUAUGUCACGAAAUUCCAAUGGGAAGGCGCGAAAUAUCCGCUGAAACAAUCGCUCAAAGUGCUUAGCGAAAUCAUUGGAAAGCAAGUGACGCAGAUUGACAAUGAUUUGAAACAGAAAUCAGUUGCAUACAACAACCUCAAGAACAGUUUGGCAUCUAUCGACAGGAAAACAACUGGCUCGCUGAUAACGAAAGAUCUUGCUGACAUCGUCAAAGCUGACGACUUUGUGCUAAACUCGGAGUAUCUGCAGACAUUGAUGGUUGUUGUGCCGAAGCUCAAUGCUAAGGAAUGGGAACAAAAGUAUGCGACUUUCACUUCGAUGGUUGUUCCAGGAUCAAGUCGACUCAUCACGGAAGAAGGCGAACAUGCCCUAUACUCUGUAACUUUGUUCAAAAAAGUUAUCGAUGAGUUCAAGACUGUGGCUAGAGAACACAAAUUCAUUGUGCGUGACUUCGUUUAUGACGAAGAAUCCUUGAAAGCUGGAAAGAGCGAACGUGAUAAGUUGGUAGCAGAAAAGCAGCGACAAUAUGCCCCUUUGAUUAGAUGGUUGAAGAUCAAUUUUGGUGAAAUUUUUGCAGCUUAUAUCCACGUGAAAGCCCUCCGAGUUUUUGUGGAAUCUGUUUUACGGUAUGGCCUACCUGUGAAUUUCCAAGCGGCGGUAGUAGAACCAGCUAAAGGAUCCCAAAAGAAGUUGCGAUCAGAAUUGCACAAGUUAUACAUCCAUCUUGAUGGAUCAGCUGCAGGCCCUAUUGAUACUUUGGAAGAUUCACCAGCGCUGAUGUCAUUGGGCGUGAACGAGUACUACCCUUAUGUGUUUUUCAAGUUAAAUCUUGAUUUCGUAGAGAAGAAGUAGAUUUUUUGUAUCAACUUGCACGAGAAGACCAGUGAUUAUGUGAUAUGUCGCUUACUUAAAUUAACAUUAACGAUUAGUACCUUAGUGUUGUUAACGUACGUUCUAGAAAGUUAUAGAAUGGUUGUACCUGCAAACGACCCUUUUGACAGAAUCUACUAUGACGCAUUGCCCAUCGGCCGCGCAGUGGUUGUCAUCCCAUUUGCUGAAAAUUUGAGCAGUGAAUUAGUAACACAUUCCAUAAUGAUGUGAUUUUGCGAGUUUGGAAUAUCCUCUUUGAUGAAUUAGAGUAACAACGUUUUGACUCCAUUGUCCUCCGGUUUGUAUAUGUGAAAAUGACCUAUUAAUAUUGCAACAGUCUGUAAGUGAAGAUGUAUAAACUAAUUUGACGAUUCCUUGCUUAUGUUGUUGAAGCUUCGGUAUGAGGUUCGGAUUUGGAGAUAAGAGGAGC